AUGUCACAACAAUCUGAUUCCUCCUCUCCCAAGAAGAUGUCCUCCACUGAUGGUCCUAACGCCAUUCCAAAAAUUGAAUCGGUUAACCCUAAUCAAGUUCUUGAUAUUACUCUGUUAAUAAUGGUUAACACUAAUGAUCUCACAAUCAAGAAACCUCGGACCUCUAAUGCAAGGAGACCUAAGGAAUCUGUUCGUGCCAAGGCCACAAAUUCUUCAUCGUCCACUCCUCUCGAGGAUUUAAACAAGGAAGGAUCAAGGUACGCUCAUAAUUCCAUUGCUAAAAUUGUAACUCAUAUCUUGAAUGAACAACAUCAAGUCCCUGGGAUAUCUGUUUCGCUGCAAACUAUAAUUCCUGAACCUGUUGUUGUUACUAAGACAAAAAUCAGAGGGAAGUCCUCUAAUGAUGAUGAUGUCCACAUUGUUAAUGAGGAUGUGCACAAAGACAAUGAUGAUGAAGAUGUCAAAGAGGAUGUCAAUGACAUUUGGAAUACUGGUGCUGAUGUUGGUAUAGGUACAGCUACAGGUACACAUGUUGUGGACCUUGAUGAAUUCUCAGAUAAGGAUUUGGUAGUUGUUGUGAACCCUAGCAUUGCCAAAAGGCUCAUGACUAGGAGGAAAGUUAAGGCUGCUUUACAAAGUUCUCCCAAGAGAAAGAGUGUUUCUGUUGGUCCAACCAAAUCUUGGAGCAAAGUUAUUCCCAAGAAAAGGAAGGCUCAAGCUAUAGUUAACUCUGACUCUGAUGUUGAUGUUAAUGCUCAAGACAUUCCACUAAGGAAGAAACCAACAACUAGCAAGUUGGCUUCUAGUCUUCCUGAGGUACCCAUUGAUAAUAUCUCCUUUCAUUAUCCUUCCAGUGUCAAUAGGUGGAAAUAUGUUUACCCUAAGAGGAUAGCUUUGGGAAGGGAGUUGGCUCAGAAUGUCCUGGAGAAUAAAGAGACCGUGUAUCUGAUUCAUGAAGCUGGACUAUUGAAAACAGUUGUUCAUUUUCCUACGUGUUAUGAAAUGCUGGUUAAAGAGUUCAUUAUGAAUCUAUCAGAAGACUGCGCUGAUAGAAAAUCAAAGGAUUUUAGAAAAGUGUAUGUAAGAGGAAAAUGUGUUACCUUCUCCUCCACUAUUAUCAACAAUUUUCUUGGAAGAUCUGAUGAAGCUCGACCUGAGCUGGAAGUGACUGACAACAAAAUAUGUGAGGCUAUCACGACUAAGCAGGUGAAAGACUGGCCCCUGAAAGGAAAACUCUCUCCAAGCAAGCUCAGCAUAAAAUAUGCAAUGCUACACAAGAUUGGAGCUGCUAACUGGGUGCCCACAAACCACAAGUCAAUUGUUGCUACUCUGUUGGGAAAGUUUAUAUAUGUUGUUGGAACCAAGACCAAGUUUGACUAUGGUACUUACAUAUUUGAUCAGACAAAGAAGCAUGCAAGGAGUUAUAGUGUGAAGGGUCCCAUUGCCUUCCCAUCUAUCAUAUGUGGUAUAAUUGUGAAUCAGGACCCUAAUAUCCUUAGUGAAAAUGAUUAUGUCUGCAAAAGGGAAAGUGCUAUUUCAUUUCACUACAAACUAUUUCAAGGAACCCAUGUUCCUGACAUUGUCGCAACAUCAACUGGAACAUCCAAAGACAACACAACUACAAGAAAAGCUGAUGUGAUUGCAAUGCUCAGGGAAACAUGUAAGGAGCUAGAGUCCAGAAAACUGGCUCUUGAAAGAUUGAUCAGCUCCCUUGAGAUGGAUGAAGGAGCUGAGUUUGCUGAUGCUAAUAAGGAUGAACAGGGUGAAGAAGAAGGUGAAUCAGAGAGAGAAGUUGAGAAAGAAGUUGGUCAAGAUGAUGACACUGAUGAAGAUUCUGCGGAUGCUAAACUCAGCACCUCUGAGUCUGAAGACUGA
Molecule: messenger RNA, 1875 nt
Organism: Vicia villosa (hairy vetch)
Lineage: Eukaryota; Viridiplantae; Streptophyta; Magnoliopsida; Fabales; Fabaceae
Exons: 2
Coding region: 1-1875 (624 amino acids)
Source: RefSeq, a predicted model, not a curated record